Panicum virgatum (switchgrass) is the source of this 1386-nucleotide messenger RNA. RefSeq names its product glucan endo-1,3-beta-glucosidase 4-like. The record is from RefSeq and is a predicted model, not a curated record. Lineage: Eukaryota; Viridiplantae; Streptophyta; Magnoliopsida; Poales; Poaceae. The transcript is spliced from 5 exons. The coding region runs from base 526 to 1131 and encodes 201 amino acids.
CACUGGUCACAACAACCAAACGAGAUGUGAUCAGUGUUCAGUGGUCACAGGUCUUGCGUUCUCUACUUCUCUUCCUCGCUUCCCCCUUCUGCCUGCUCAACCCACUCACCCCCACACCAGAAAUCCCUUCAUCUGGUGCCCUGCCUUCCUUGCUGUCUUCCCCCACCGGCACUAUUUAACUCUGAUUCUGUCAGUUUAGCAACUAUAACUGCCUAAUUUGUGGCCGAAAGAAAACGUAUAAAUGCCUUAUUAAUCGUCGUCAGAUAUAGAAGCUUUUAGUGCCAAUAAAAGGGAGGGGAGGUCACAUAUUCAGCUUUUCUUCCUGGACUCUUCUCAAGUCCUGCACGCUCUGGAGGUUAGGUUAGAAGGUUCCGGGCUUCCAUCUACAAGAAGCAAUCGGCGCAGCUCUGUUCUGUUUCUCCUGGCUCUUGGCAUCGUCUGGUAGCUCGCUCUUGGCAUCGUCUGGUAGCUCCGGUUCAAAGGUGGUCGUGGAUAAUACUGUCGGUUGGACACUGGAAUAGUAAAAUGUGGGACAAAAGAUUGCACGGGUGCCUGCUUCUUCUGGUCUUCCUUCUCGCGAACGCGUCAGGCAGCCAUGCUGAAACCGCCGUCGAUUCAGAGCAAGGCAAGAGGCGAUCCCUGGCCACGGGGAGCGGCAUGUUCUGCGUGGCGAUGCAGGGCGCGGACCCGGCGGCGCUGCAGGCGGGGCUGAACUGGGCGUGCGGGCCGGGGCACGCCGACUGCACGGCCAUCCAGCCAGGCGGGCCGUGCUACAAGCAGAACAACCUGCAGGCGCUGGCGUCCUACGCCUACAACGACUACUACCAGCGUAGCGCCAAAACCAGCACCGCCUGCGACUUCAACGGCACCGCCACCACCACCACCACGGAUCCCAGUUCGGGGCAGUGCGUCUUCACAGGAAGCUCCACGGCCGGCGGCACUCCGGCGGCAAGCGCCCCCAGCGGGCUGUCCCCGUUCACGCCGGGCACGGGUGGCUUCGGCAACGGAUCGUCCUUCGGGAGCCCCUCGAGCGGCCUGGUCCCUUUCGAUGGCGCGGAGAGCCUCCUGUCCCGCGCGCGGUGGGCGCUCUGUGCCCUGCUGCUGGCGCUGCCGCUCUUCUUCUUCCUUUGACCAGCAGCAGAGCAGAGCAGCACAUGUACAUGGGGGCAGCGAGGGCCGCUGCCUGCUAGAGCGUUUUUACAGUUACAUGUUUUGUUCGUCGGUAGAUCUUGUGUGGGUGUACAUGUCAGGAUCGCGUUGGAUGUGUUGGGAGGUUACAUUACAUAAGAUAAGAUGCUGCACAGAUGGAUCGUCUAUGGACUGGACCCCUUCAUGUUUACAUGUAUAUUUUUUAACUUCAAAAAAAAAAAAGUUUCCAUGUAGGAG